AUGUCUUCCACCGGCCCUAGUAACCCUUUUGCUUCCACCUUCGGCUCCAACUCCGAGGUCCCCAACGCCACCCACAUCCGCGGCGUCCCUCUCUUCGAUCACGUCCCCAUCAAACUUUCCCACAAAGAGUCUAACUACUACGUCUGGAAGACCUACGUCAACCUCCUUUUACGGGAGUACAACCUCCAUGAUCAUGUGGAUGGCACCACCGAGCUCCUCGUCGUGUGCCACGACUCCAACUGGAUGGCCAUCGACGCCACCAUCAUCCGGUGGUUCUUCCUCACUGUCUCGCCGGACAUCUUCCACACCGUCGUUCGCGACGGCGAUGAUUCCUACACGGUGUGGACCAAAAUCAAUGCAGGAGUUCUUUGGGUGCCAUCAAAACGACUCCACCAUCUCGACGCCUAUUAUCUCUGCCUCAAGACCCUCUCCGAUGACCUCAAUGACAUUGGGUUCAAGGUUGGGGAUGAACUCCUCUCCACCCUCACCGCCGGCCUCAGUGAGGAAUUCGGCAACAACUCGGCGUUGGGCCACACCGGCGGGUACUACCUGUAUUACAUAAGGAGAAGGCAAAUAUGGGCCUUUAUUUUAUUUUUGUGA
This is a messenger RNA of Aegilops tauschii subsp. strangulata, 600 nucleotides long. Lineage: Eukaryota; Viridiplantae; Streptophyta; Magnoliopsida; Poales; Poaceae. The record is from RefSeq and is a predicted model, not a curated record.